This is a messenger RNA of Verruconis gallopava, 1295 nucleotides long. RefSeq lists its product as uncharacterized. The transcript has a single exon. Lineage: Eukaryota; Fungi; Ascomycota; Dothideomycetes; Venturiales; Sympoventuriaceae. Bases 73 to 1050 code for a protein of 325 amino acids. The record is from RefSeq and is a predicted model, not a curated record.
CGAAUUUUCAAGAAAAAUUCAUCCUUACAAAUCUUUCCUGUGCUACAUGAAUCUUUGCGCCGCUUGACAAAUAUGGGUGUGCUUUGGAGUCAGAUGUUCCCCCCUGCACCAACGCUGACCGAGUCAAAUCUGCCUCCCCAGGCAGGAAGAGUGUUUAUUGUGACGGGAGGAUAUUCAGGAAUUGGUCUGGAGCUAGUAAAGAUGCUUUACCGUGCUGGAGGCACAGUAUACAUCGCCGGAAGGUCUUCUGACAAAGCCUCACAUGUCAUCGAAGCGAUCGAACCAGACCCUGUCAAACGCGGUCAAAGACUCGAGUUCAUAGAGCUGGACCUGAGCGAUCUGGAAACGAUUAGGCCAUUCGUCGAAACAUUCAAAGCGAAGCAGCAGAGGCUGGACGUGCUGUGGAACAACGCUGGCAUUUCGAGCUGCCCGCCUGAGCUGCGCACGAAACAGGGGCUGGAAAUGCAAAUGGGCACAAAUGCCGUCGGGCCGUACUUGCUUACCGUGCUGCUGCAGCCUUUGCUGGAGGCGACGGCAAAGAUCACGAAGGAAGCAUCAGUACGCGUCGUGUGGACGGCUUCGAUAUCCGUUGAAGCCCAGGCGCCCAAGAACGGGAUGGACCUGGAGUGUCUCAAGACGCCGCCGCGCGAUCGAUUUCUGAACUACGCCAUGUCAAAGGUGGCGAAUGUGUAUCUUUGCGCCGAGAUGGCUAAGCAAGCAGCCGGUACGGGAACGCAGGUGCUUCAUGUCGUACAGAAUCCCGGCAACCUUGCAACGAACCUGGUGAGAUAUCUACCUUGGCUGAUGAAGACGCUGGCGAGGCCGCUUUUGUACGAUGCCAAAUUCGGCGCUUACACUUGUCUGUGGGGAGGCUUGAGUGAAGAUCUGACACUUUCAGAUCAGGGGGCUUACUUACUGCCGUGGGGAAGAAGGCAUCCUAAUCUUAGGCCGGAUAUUGUAAAUGCAUGCAAGACCAAAGAGGAGGGGGGAUCUGGUCAUGCGGCAGCAUUUACGUCGUGGUGUGGUGAGCAAGUGAGAGACUAUAAAUGACUCACACGGGCAUCUAGGAUUUGUAUCGUAAAUAACAUUUUAGAGCACUGGAUCCGGAUAUCUUGAGUGUCCGAGUUAAUUAGAGGGAUAUACAUAACCAAGCCUCAACUUUUUCUUUUCAGGACAUCUGCUGGAGGAAUGAGUGACCGCCAUGAUUCUAGAACAGGGCAAGAGGAAAGACAACAGAGUUUGCGAGGAGACGAGAGAAAUUGGAAAUUUGAUGCAGUGAUUCAAGGGAAUGUAAC